Molecule: messenger RNA, 778 nt
Organism: Spinacia oleracea (spinach)
Lineage: Eukaryota; Viridiplantae; Streptophyta; Magnoliopsida; Caryophyllales; Amaranthaceae
Exons: 4
Biological process (GO): translation
Source: RefSeq, a predicted model, not a curated record
AAAUUUCUCACUCCUCUUUGUUUUUCCUGUUGGACUUUCUCUCUCCUCUUUUCUCCUCUUCUGCGAUUCAGAGCUUCACCUCCAUCUUCAUCCCCAAUUUCGAAGAUCUAUUGCAACAGUUACUUUGAGGUUGAUUUUCGAUUUCCCAGUGGACCAAGAGAAGAUGACACAAGGAUUGGAUCAGCUGGUGUUGUUAGGCGUCAGGCUGUUGAUAUCUCUACAUUAAGGAGGGUGAAUCAGACCAUAUAUCUCCUGACAACAGGGGCUCGUGAGAGUGCAUUCAGGAACAUCAAAACUAUUGCUGAGUGCCUUGCAGAUGAACUCAUCAAUGCUGCCAAAGGAUCAUCAAACAGGAUGCAUGCUUCUCAACAAGCCUACUUGAUAAACUGGCAUAACAACACGAUCCUGGCACGAUAUUUCAUAGUACUUUACGCUCCGGCGACCACUAUAAGAUGCCACUACUGGAACAAUAGUCUGUUCAAGAAACGGAUCAUCUAAAAGGAGACUCGCCGUGGGUCUGUCAGAAGCAGGAGCCAGACACCUCUCAAUGAACCGCUUAGCCGCAGGGCCAACCACUCUUCUUAAUGAAUCAGACAUUACACCCGAACUUGCCUUCAUACGAGCAUGAUGUUUGUUAAUGUAUUCAUUGUAUGGAGGUUCAAGGGUGAUCAUCUGUAAUACGCACAUCCCAAAAGAAUAAAUGUCAACUGACUCGUUACAUUUUUCCCAUAUGACAUUUUUUAUAGUUUACACAAAUGAGAAAAUAUGUUUUUGCUCA